Messenger RNA from Hypomesus transpacificus, 2782 nucleotides. Its product is annotated as 1,4-alpha-glucan-branching enzyme-like. Gene Ontology annotation, cellular component: cytoplasm. The record is from RefSeq and is a predicted model, not a curated record. The transcript has 17 exons. Gene Ontology annotation, biological process: glycogen biosynthetic process. NCBI's taxonomy places the organism in Eukaryota, Metazoa, Chordata, Actinopteri, Osmeriformes, Osmeridae. Gene Ontology annotation, molecular function: 1,4-alpha-glucan branching enzyme activity; cation binding; hydrolase activity, hydrolyzing O-glycosyl compounds. The coding region runs from base 100 to 2166 and encodes 688 amino acids.
UAUAAACAGCCUAUUCUGGAUAGCACGUGAAGGCAGUCACAACGUCCAAACGGAGUGGCGAUAGAUUUUAGUUCUCGAUUGGUUUUGACUGCAGAGGCAAUGGCCGAUUCGGAGGAUGUUACUGUUCCUGAGUUCAACAACCUUCUUCAAAUGGAUCCGUAUCUGAAGCCGUACGAGAAUGACUUCAAGAGGAGGUAUGAGCUGUUUGAGCAGCGGCUUGUUCUAUUAGAGGAGGCAGAGGGGGGCUUUGAUCAGUUCACACGCAGCUACUGGACGUUUGGAGUGCAGCGGCAGCCUGACAACAGUCUUUUUUUUAAAGAAUGGGCCCCAGCAGCAGAGGCCCUCUUCCUCACUGGAGACUUCAAUGGGUGGAACAACUUUUCUCACCCUUAUAUCAAGAAAGAUUUUGGCAAAUGGGAAUUAAUUCUGCCAUCCAAAAAGGACAAAUCUCCAGCUGUGGACCACAACUCGAAAUUAAAGGUGGUGAUCCAUACCAAAGCUGGCGAGCGUUUGUACAGGAUCUCACCUUGGGCAAAGUAUGUGACCCAGUGUGAGAAGUCGGUCGUCUAUGACUGGGUGCACUGGGACCCGUUACAACCUUACCAACAUAUCCAUCUUCGCCCUAAGAAGCCCAGAAGCUUGCGGAUAUAUGAAUCCCAUGUUGGAAUCGCCUCACCUGAGAGCAGUAUUGCAACUUAUACCAACUUCACAAACAAUGUGCUUCCUCGAAUAAAAGAGCUGGGUUACAACUGUAUACAGCUAAUGGCUAUCAUGGAGCAUGCCUACUAUGCCAGCUUUGGAUAUCAAGUAACAAGUUUCUUUGCUGCAUCCAGUCGCUAUGGCACACCAGAUGAGUUAAAGCAGCUGAUUGAUGUGGCCCACUCCCUGGGCAUUGUCGUGCUGCUUGAUGUGGUCCACAGCCAUGCUUCCAAGAACACAGAAGACGGUUUGAACCGCUUUGAUGGAUCAGACUCAUGCUAUUUCCACGCACCACCCCGAGGAGACCACAGCCUAUGGGACAGCCGCCUCUUCAAUUAUGCCAGUUGGGAAGUACUGCGAUUUUUGUUGUCUAAUCUGCGCUGGUGGAUGGAGGAGUAUCGUUUCGAUGGUUUUAGGUUUGAUGGGGUCUCGUCCAUGCUUUACCAUCACCAUGGCAUAGGCACUGGGUUUUCUGGGGAUUACUCUGAGUACUUCGGCCUUCAAGUGGAUGAAGACUCCCUUGUCUAUCUAAUGCUUGCCAACCACAUUUUGCAUACUCUCUACCCUGACUGCAUCACAAUUGCAGAGGAUGUGUCAGGGAUGCCAGCUCUGUGCCGGACUGUGGCAGAGGGCGGUUUGGGGUUUGACUAUCGCCUGGCCAUGGCCAUCCCAGACAAGUGGAUCCAGAUCCUGAAGGAACACAUGGAUGAAGACUGGAACAUGGGAAAUGUCGUCUACACACUGACCAACAGGCGUUACGGAGAGAAGUGUAUUGCUUAUGCCGAGAGCCAUGACCAGGCUUUGGUUGGGGACAAGACGCUGGCUUUCUGGCUGAUGGAUAAGGAGAUGUACACCAACAUGAGCUCACUAAGUCCCAUGACUCCUGUCAUUGACCGCGGACUGCAGCUCCAUAAGAUGAUCCGACUCCUCACACAUGGUCUGGGAGGAGAGGGUUACCUCAACUUCAUGGGGAAUGAGUUUGGUCAUCCAGAGUGGCUGGAUUUUCCUAGGGAGGGAAACAGUGAGAGCUACCACUACGCUCGCAGGCAGUAUAACCUAGUGGACAUGGGCCACCUCCGUUACUGCCAGCUCUACGCCUUUGACCGGGACAUGAACCACACUGAGGACAAAUAUGGCUGGCUUUCCGCUCCUCAGGCAUUUGUGAGCGCCCAACAUGAGGGGGACAAAGUGAUAGUGUUUGAGAGAGCCAAUGUCCUGUUCAUCUUCAACUUCCACCCCACCAAGAGCUACCAGCACUACAAGGUGGCAGUGGGUUCUCCUGGAAAAUACACCAUUAAGCUGGACUCUGACGAGAUUCAGUAUGGAGGUCAUGGAAGACUGGAGCAUAACAUUGAGUUCUUCACUGAGGCCCAGCCCUUUAACGGUCGACCCAACUCUAUGAUGGUCUACAUCCCCUGCAGAACAGCCAUUGUUCUGGCCAAUGAAGAGAUUGAUUACUGUUAUUAACCAUGUGAAUGGACACUAAAAUGUAUCAUGGUUGCCAAACCAACGUCAGCAUUACCAAUAACCUUCUACCAUGUGAAUAAGUGUCACACAUCACCAAAGCAACUUUAUUUAGUAAUUGUUUUUCCACACAUUCUCACAGUAACAGCACAAAGUUGAAAUAAAGUUUACUUUACAGUAGCCAUAAUCAGUUGGCUUGUGUAUUUUUUUUUAUCAUAUGGCAAAAAGAAUGGCGAAUAACAUUUUUUAAUCUAAAUACCCACACUUUGAAAUUAAGAUUUGUAUUACAGUGCCAGUACUUCUAUGGCACCUAUGUAUUUUGUUGCUAGUCAUGUGCAUUUCAAUGAACUUGAUUACUAUCUUAACAAAAACAUGUAUAUAUUAAUAUUAUCAAUUUAUUUUGCACAAUGGAACUAGCAGACUUGAAUUAAGAUUAUAAUGCUUUAAUUUUCAACAGUUAUAGGUAGGUAAUCAUACACUGAAUUUUGGCAACUGCUGGUGUUAAUUUUCAUGCACUAAAACUGUAUCUCGGAAUGAACAUCAAAUGUGACAUUUUACAAAAGCAUUUAUUGUCGAAUGAAUAAAAUUGAGAAAGUCAAACUGAGACUUUAAUACGUAA